AGCCACAGAGUAAGGCAUCUUAAGCUUCUUGAUGCCAGCUCACAUCUUGGUUUUUUAGACCACAAAUGAGUCAGUGGGAGGAGAACCUGCUGUGUGAGGUGCCUCAGGGCUCAGAGCGGCUUUGAAGGAAAGGCUUCUGUGGCAGGGCUGCAAGUCUGCCAUCUUUUUGCAUACGUAGACUGCCAUCCUCCAUUGACAAAGGCAUUGUGAGCCCAGGUAUGGCAGUAGUGCUGUUAGGUUUCUGGUAGAGAACAGACGCAGAACAGCACAUUUGCUGAAAUCAUCGGUUUGCUGCUCUCCCUUGCUGUUGGUGGAAAUGACGAGUGGACAGCACAAGGAAAGCAGAACAAAGCAUGUGAGACAAAAGCACUCUGAAGUUGCUUGGACAUCUCAGGACAAAGAAACAUGACAAAAAUUUCCCAUGCAAACAACACAAACUGGUAUCGUUGUUGAGUUUCCAUGGGUGAGGAUGGUAGUUGUUUUAUCUAACUCUGUCCUUCUGCAGGUUCCCUAAAGGUGGGCUCUGUUGCAUUCUUCUAACAGAGGCACAACUACUGAAAGAGUAAUGCACGCAUUACCCAAAAUACAGGAGUGCUUCCACAGCCAAAAACUGGUUGCCAUGAGCCCUGUGUGGUUGUUACCUCGGAGCAGCAGGCUGCUUCUUUCUCUGACUGAACGAGACUGAAUGAGUCAUUGCUAACUGGGAAUCCUGGAUGCUGGGGUUUCAUUUUGGGGGGGUGUGAAUUGAGGAAAGCAGAUUAGGCUAAAAGUUAUGUGCCUUCAUGAGGUGUUGAAUCGGCAGCUGCAGAUCUGACCUUGCUAAGCCAGGUUCUCACUACUGAUAACAGAUGCUUUUCUACGGACUUGGACAGUUAGUGCAGACAGCGGGUGUCCUGUCUUUGCACGUAACAUCGUUAGCUCCCCUAUCUCUGGAAUGCAAGGUAGCAGGCUCAAAGAGUAAAACCACAAAUUAACAAAGAAGCGGCGGAUUGGUGAACAGAGUUGUGGCUGAUGAGACGACCAAUCAGAGCCACCCAUCGUAACCCAAGCCCAAGAAAAUAGCACCAUGACCUUCAUCAGAAAGACCACCGAGAGACACGCGUGUGUAAAAGAGCUGAGACUUGGGGCGGGGGGGGGGGGGGGGGGUUGUCAGUCCUUCUGGGGACUCAUUGUAAUAACCCAAACUUUUCUUGGACAUCUAAUGCAUAUGUAAGCAGCUUGGUCUUUAAGUAUGUGCCUUUCUUGCCCUCCGGCAUGCAGGCUAGGUGGGCAUAUCCCCCCCUGCAUCUGGCGUGUGCGCAGCGCUGAUUAGACAUACCUGCUUUAUAACUACUCAGAGGUGGGAUUGUGCUGUAUUUGCAGUUGGUUCCGAACGGCUCGAUACCUGUUUUGGAAUGUUGAUUAGCUGGACUUACGGUAUGCCUUUAGUAAUUACCGUAUUCCACAUUUUAUUUUCUGUUGAAAUAUAUACUAAAUACAAGCAAAAUAUUUUUGUUUAAAAUAAAAGCAAGAAUAACUUUUUAAAAAUGGUGCUGCCUCUUUCAAUAGGUAGUGAAAACGUCCCUAGCUUUGGGCUGGUAAUUGCAGGGUGAUGAACUCGUCGGCUUCAUGUCUCUCCCUUGAAAUUCAGCUGCUUUUCGCACGUUUCCCUGUUGGUCUUCCCAACUCGUGGCCUUUCAGCCAGACUGUAACUGCUAGUGACAGGCUGUGAUCAUCCCCUUGCUCUACAAGGACUGAUAGGAAAAAAAAAAAAAAGGAGAGGAAGCAGAGCGGGAGGAAGAAAGGUGUCCCUGCACUCAGCCCCUUGAUCUUGUCUGUCUUCCCUGAUGGCUUUUCAGCCUCCCAGUGUACUGAUGGUUGCUGUUUGCCCUUGGCUAAAGAGCCCAGCUUUGGGCAGGGAGCCUCUGCAAACUGCUGGGAAGCAGCAGGAAAUUCUGCCAGCGGUUCCUCGGGAAGCUCCUUUGGAAGCCCUGGCCGUGCUCCUUGUGCUUUCUCCCAUCGAAUACCCUUCUCUUCCAGGCAGUGUUAGCAGGACCUGUGGAUGAGCUCCUGUCUCUGGGGUAAGAACACUUUCUUGCCAUGCACCUGGCUCUGUAGCAUGGCCUCAGCUGGCUGUGUGCUCUUUGCAUUCCUUUGCCUCGUGCCUAGGGCUCCAACCUUUCCCAUCUGUACCCAUGAUGGUGGAAGGGAGUCCUUGGCAAACCGAAGGAACAAAAGGGGCUGGGGGAUAAGGAAGGGUACAAGCCCCAUAACCCUUCACCUCACGGCAUUUGAGCUCCGACCUGCAGGGUGGACGCUGAACGAGACCUGCUUUCCCUUUGCCUUCAGGAUCUCACUGGUUUUGCUCAAGCAGAAAAGGCAGGAGCUGAACGUGAAUAUUACUCAGAUGUCUGCCGGGAAGGAGAGCAUUCUACAAGCAGUGGGUGAUGUCCUCAGCAACAACGGGAUCCAGGAGGAGAAGAGAGGGGUAAUGGUGCUGCUCCCUCCUGCUUCCUCUUGGCUCCUUCCAGAGACAGCUCUGUGCUCUGGCUACCCGCCCCACACCUGGCUCUCAGGGCUCAACCUCUCUUGUGUCUUGGAGCUGCUCUGCUCCCCUCACUGUGAGCUGCAGCCGGUGCUAGCUGCAUGGUACAGCUGGGAUCAGGGUGCUCUGUACAGCGCUGUGAAUUCCCCCUGGGCUGGGCCCCAGCCAGGCACCUGCUGGGUUUGGCUUGGACGUUGUCCCUUCCAAGAGACUUGCAGGUCAGGCUUAGCUGGAAGGGCCAUUCUCCAGGCCUGCUGCAGCUGGACCACUAGAGGGCCUGGCAUGAUCCUACUGCCUGUCCAGGCUGUUCUGGAGUGGGCAGAAGGAUGGCAACAAGGGGAACAGGCAGGACCCAAAGACGGUCGUUGCUGUGUCUCUGGAGUCCAGUGGCUCAUCAGGGCAUAUUUUCGGGAAGAUCUUGCCAGAUUUCUGGACGGACAUGGAGUCUUUCCUUCGCUCUCUGCUAGGACUCCCUGGUCACACUGAUCUCCUCUUGUGUUUGUGCUCACUGCUCUCUCUCCAUUCCCAAUUUGUUGCUAGGAAAUUCUGCAGCUGACAAGAGAUGCAAUCAAGGUGAUUGAAAACUACAUCUGGAUGCUCGAUUGGGCUCUGAAAACCACAGCUGCUGGGCUUUCCAAGGAUCUCAGGGCCAUGUGGUCAUCCGGCUGCCAGAGAAAAUCCAGCCCAGAGCUUUCACCAUCUGGCACAUCUCCAGGGCAGUCUCUCCGUGUGGGGAAGUCAGCAGCGCCCCCGAAGAGUUUGCUGUCUCAGUAAGUCUCUGCCUGCUUCUUCUUCUGGAGGGACCCCGGGCCCGAGGAAGAGCUUUGCCAGAGAUGUCCUUCUGGUGGUGAGAUCUCCCAGAGACCUGUGGUGGGCUGCUGCAGAGCACUGCAUCCUGCCAAAGGGCAUGGAGAUGCUCGGGGUGGUUACACCUUGCGUUUCUUCUGGAUCGUGGACAGGAGCCUCAGCAUGCUCACCCAGCAUGCUCAGGGUGUCAGGAACUAAGAGCCAAAUGCCACACGGAGCAGCAGCCCUGGUGUCCAUCAGAGCUGCCUCUCACUGCCCAGUGAGUGCUCCCUCUCUGCUGCCUUUGAGUCGUGGCUGCUGCUUCCCUGGAGCUACAGCCGUGGGCAGCAGCGGCCCGCUUUGGAGAGUGCUGCUCUCCUUAGAGUUCUACAAUGUCCUCUUGUGUCCAGCUGCCCUGGACAAGCCUCUCAGGUUCCCUGAGAAGGGCAAGGGAGCAUUUCUGUGUGCUCAGGGAGGGACAGAUGAGAAGGAACAAGCCUUGCCCUCCGGCUGCCAUGCUCAGGACCUGCAGCCAGCACCCAGGUGGGGCUCUGCCUCCCUCCUCGCCUGCCCCCUCCUGUGAUGUCACCGCUGAUGCACUUGGUGACCUCAUGGUGCUGCUGGCCAGCACGUCUCCUGAAGGCCAGCCGGGCGCUGCAGAGGCAGUGACCCCGCACCACCACUCCAGCUACCUUCCCUCGGCCCCCCCUUCCCCUG
Messenger RNA from Gallus gallus (chicken), 4027 nucleotides. RefSeq lists its product as uncharacterized. The record is from RefSeq and is a predicted model, not a curated record. The transcript has 2 exons. Lineage: Eukaryota; Metazoa; Chordata; Aves; Galliformes; Phasianidae. The coding region runs from base 2042 to 3010 and encodes 322 amino acids.